UCUCUUUAGGAACCGGCUGGCUCUUCCAGAAAGGUGAAAUGAUUCUGAAGGUAGGAUUGUUAGUUGUCCUUCCCCUUGUAUUGGGGAUCAUACCACCAGGAUCCAGAUAUGGAUCCAGCGGCAACGGAGGUAAUGGAGGCAUUCCAAACUCUGGGAUGAACACAGCAUCUCCAGGCAACACAAUCAGAAUGCCUGCACCAAACAAUAUGAAUGCUUCACCGAAUUCAAACAACAAUAGAAAUAUUGGGGGAAACAUGAGACCAGGAGGACGUUUCCCUGGAAAUGACCUUCCUUAUCAGUGCACCAUGUACAGCGACGCCGGUUAUUUCUGUCCUUGGGGUUACCCUAGCCCAGGUACAAGAUACUUUUUCAAUACAUACUCCGGACGUUGUGAAAGCUUCUACUACCUUGGUUGCGGAGGCAACCUUAACAGCUAUUCCUCUCGCGAAGAUUGCAUCAGAUCCUGUGCAUGCUUCACCUACGCUGAUUACGGAAACUAUCCUUGUUAUUAUGGAAGCACUCGCCGGUGGUAUUUUAACAAAUACUCAGGAACCUGUCAACAAUUUUAUUUCAGUGGAUGUAAUGGUGGAAAUGACAACAACUUCCGAAGCCAGUUAGAGUGCCAGUCUGCUUGUGGACCAGCACCUUGUGAUGGACCAUGGUGUGGAGGUAUGAUUGCAAUGGGAAACAGAAGGCAAGGAGGACAGGCAGCUGCCCAAAUAGCUAAUGCAAAUACUAGAGCACAGGCACCUGCCCCAGCCAUAGCUAACCAACCUGGAAUUAAUGUAAUGCCUGCCAUCGCUCAACCCAAUAUUGCUAUGCCAACCAACAACAAGGGUUCAUCAGGCGCAAACACAAUGACUAUCGAUAUGACAAAUAACAUGGCCGACGGAAACAACAAUGGAAUGGACAUGAACGCAUUUGCUAAAAUGGCCUCUUCUGCUAUGAAUCAAAAUUCCAAUGCAAAUGCAAUGAGCAUGGUCUAUCCUACCUCGAAUCAAAUGAAUUCUGGAAAAACCAUGUACAUUUAAAAACCAAUUAUAAAAAAAAAUCACACUUUUAAAACAUUUUGAAUAAAGUCUUUUUUCAA
Molecule: messenger RNA, 1090 nt
Organism: Saccostrea cuccullata (small rock oyster)
Lineage: Eukaryota; Metazoa; Mollusca; Bivalvia; Ostreida; Ostreidae
Exons: 3
Coding region: 39-1031 (330 amino acids)
Molecular function (GO): serine-type endopeptidase inhibitor activity
Source: RefSeq, a predicted model, not a curated record